Aspergillus fijiensis CBS 313.89 is the source of this 1512-nucleotide messenger RNA. RefSeq names its product aminoglycoside phosphotransferase family protein. NCBI's taxonomy places the organism in Eukaryota, Fungi, Ascomycota, Eurotiomycetes, Eurotiales, Aspergillaceae. The transcript is spliced from 7 exons. Gene Ontology annotation, cellular component: mitochondrion. Bases 1 to 1512 code for a protein of 503 amino acids. The record is from RefSeq and is a predicted model, not a curated record.
AUGGACACGUGCAAAGUGAUUAGCGAGCAAAACGCAAAGGACCUACACUGCUUCACCACAGGCCGUUGGCUGUGGAAUGAGAAACAGCAACUUCAGAACCUCUUCACGCCCUUCGACGUGCAAGCGCUUCAGGAGAUUGCUGCCAGCAGUAUAGAAGCUGAGAAAUGCGUCUCAAUCACCAAGCGGGGGAAGGGUGGCUCGAACAGAACAUUCUUACUCACGAUGGACGAUGGCAGAAAAGUGGUUGCGAAGAUCCCUUACUCAAUCGCAGGUCCCCAGUACUACACCACAGCAUUUGAAGUCGCCACUAUGGAAUUUGCUCGGACGGUUCUCAAUAUUCCUACUCCAAAGGUUCUUGCGUGGUGCGCGGAUAGUCGAUGUAGUGUUGGAUCUGAGUACAUCAUAAUGGAGGUUGCCCGCGGGAAUCGACCGGCAGAUGUGUGGGAUGACCUAGCUCUCGAGGAGAAGCUCAAGGUCACUGAUCGUCUUGUUGCGCUGCAGAAGAAGUUAUUCUCGGUGGCUUUGAAUUGCUACGGUAGCCUGUAUUAUGCCACAGAGAACAUCCCUGGCGCUCUUCCGGCACAGCUCGUUGGAAAUAUCCCCGAGAAAAUACAAGAACAAGUAGCGACCCGGCUUGUGGUUGGGCCAGUGACAGAGCAUGACUUUUGGACAAAAGAGCGUGCACAAAUGACUAUUGACCGCGGUCCAUGGAUGCAACCACAGGACUACGUCACCUCUCUGGCCCAUCGCGAGAAGGCCUGGAUACAACAACAUGCGAUCCCGAAACCCGACGAUGCCACAAUGACCCAGAACUGCCCCACUAGUCAUCUGUGUCUGCUUGACAAGUACCUCCAAGUGGCACCGUAUCUUCUCCCCAACGAGCCCGCCAUCCUUACACCGUACCUCUGCCACAGCGAUCUCAAUCCCGCAAACAUCUUCGUGAGGGAACCGAUUCUUACUCUUCCCGAAGGUUUCGCCGAGCUCGGCAGCAAAGAACAGUCUGCGAUUGAAGCCCAGAUGGAACAGACCAUCAUCUGUGAUUUCUAUCAGACACGAGUGGCGGAAGAGAUCCCACUCCUCAAUCGCGUGUUCUACCAGGAAUUCGGCAUGCUGCGGUGUUGGCCCAUUCAGUUUGUGGGCGACGCCUGGGAUGAUGAUAUCAUUCGCCUGAGGGAUAGUUUGAUCCAGAUUGAGAAACACUGGGAAGAGAUGGGCUUUGGGUUUCCAUGCCCCGUACAUUUCACAGAGGACGAGCUUCGGGUCCACGACGAGGAAACCAUAGGCUGGAACAAUAUACAGGGGUUCUGGGACGCAAUCUCCCCAUCAGUGGCGAGAGAUGGCUUCGUUCAUUCCGACAUGUACGAGGAGGCUGCUCACAUGUUCAAAUACGUGCGGAACUGGGGCUUGGAGCACGUCACGGGUAAGGUGAAAGAGAGGUUUGAGCACGCGACGCUGAUGGCUGCGGAUGUCGAAGUCGAGGCAGUAAAAGCCGGAGGAUCCGCGGAUAGCUGA